Megachile rotundata (alfalfa leafcutting bee) is the source of this 665-nucleotide messenger RNA. RefSeq names its product oligosaccharyltransferase complex subunit ostc-B. The record is from RefSeq and is a predicted model, not a curated record. NCBI's taxonomy places the organism in Eukaryota, Metazoa, Arthropoda, Insecta, Hymenoptera, Megachilidae. Gene Ontology annotation, cellular component: oligosaccharyltransferase complex.
UGUUCCCUAGCGGUAACACUUGAUAUGAAUGGAACUUUAUUUUGAAUAGUAAACAGACGACGUGGAAGUGUGUUCGACUGUGUGUUCUGUUAAAUAUGGAAUAUAUAUACCGUUUACCAUUUUUGGCAUUAGAAGUACCUAAUUUAAAGUUAAAAAAACCAUCAUGGUUUGUGAAACCGAGCGCUAUGGUGGUUUUCUCAUUUAUACUGUUUUCAUAUUUUCUGGUAACAGGAGGUAUAAUAUAUGAUGUAAUUGUGGAACCACCUGGUGUAGGCUCAACAACUGAUGAACAUGGUCAUACACGUCCAGUGGCAUUUAUGCCAUAUCGUGUAAAUGGUCAAUAUAUUAUGGAAGGAUUAGCAUCCAGUUUUCUUUUCACUUUAGGUGGAGUUGGUUUUAUAGUAUUAGAUCAAACACAUAGUCCGUCAACUCCAAAACUUAAUAGAAUUCUUUUAAUAUGUGUUGGAUUUAUUAGUGUUAUUGUAUCAUUUAUUACCUGUUGGAUUUUCAUGAGGAUGAAAUUACCGGGAUAUUUGCAAUCAUAAAUUUAAUGUGUUUAAAUUAAUGAAAUAAGGAUUUUAAUACUUUUUACAUAAUAAAUUCAUUUUAUACCAAAUGUAUCAAGAAUGUAUUGAGAAUAUUUGUAAAAUACAUUUUAAAAGGUA